Messenger RNA from Lathyrus sativus (Indian pea), 1110 nucleotides. NCBI's taxonomy places the organism in Eukaryota, Viridiplantae, Streptophyta, Magnoliopsida, Fabales, Fabaceae. The record is from the annotation of a GenBank genome assembly.
AUGACACAAAGUCCGAAGCACACAGUUGAAUUUGAAGAAUGCAGUGAUAAUAGGCCGUCAAAGAUUUCAAAAAUCGACUAUCCCAAUCCUAUCGACGACGGCGACGAAGAAGACCAAAAGCAAGAGAUGAACCAACACCGUAAGAUUCAACGCUACUUGGUGGCGAUUGAGUACAUCGGAACUCGCUUCUGUGGUUCUCAGAAGCAGCUCACUGACCGUACUGUUGUUGGUGUUCUUGAGGAAGCUUUUUGUAAAUUUGUUGGACAACGAGUUUCUGUUAUUUGUUCGAGUCGAACUGAUGCUGGAGUGCAUGCUUUGUCGAAUGUUUGUCAUGUAGAUAUCGAACGAAUUAGCAAAAGGAAGCCUGGUGAAGUGUUACAACCUCAUGAACCUGCUGUGGUUAGAAGGGCUGUGAACCAUUUCUUACAGAAGCAAAACGGUGACUUAAUGGUCAUUGAUGUUAGAUCUGUUCCAUCAGAUUUUCAUGCCAGAUAUAGUGCACAAGAGCGCACAUACUUCUAUCGCCUUUUGUCUGGGCCAGAGCCUUUGUCAACCUUGGAGAAAGAUCGAGCAUGGCAUGUACAGGAGGAGCUUAAUCUUCCGGCAAUGCAAGAAGCAUGCAAAGUUCUAGUUGGACAUCAUGAUUUUAGUUCUUUUAGGGCAGCUGGUUGUCAGGCAAAAUCACCAAUUAGAACAAUAGAUGAACUCAGUAUCGUUGAAGUUAUGCCAAGUCCAUAUUUUCCAUCUUUAAUGGAUAGAGAACGACAAAUUAAAGUUGCUGAUGAUCUUCAUGGCUUUCACAGCAAAUCUGAAUCCGCCAUUCCCCUUAGCUCUAGUGCAAGAAUUGAUGAAGUAAGGACAUCAAAUGAAGACGUGGGAUUUGGUAAACGAAGGUAUCAUCGUUGUUUGGUGGUAACUGCACGAGCACGAGCUUUUCUUUACCAUCAGGUUAGACUACUUGUCGGCGUUCUCAAAGCAGUCGGCACUGGAAACUUAACAGUUCUAGAUGUUGAAAGAAUCUUGAAUGCAAAGAGUGUUAAGGCCGCAAGUCCAAUGGCCCCGGCAUGUGGUCUCUACUUGGCAGAGGUGAAGUACGAUCUACCUAGUUAG